Phycomyces blakesleeanus NRRL 1555(-) is the source of this 411-nucleotide messenger RNA. RefSeq lists its product as hypothetical. NCBI's taxonomy places the organism in Eukaryota, Fungi, Mucoromycota, Mucoromycetes, Mucorales, Phycomycetaceae. The record is from RefSeq and is a predicted model, not a curated record. The transcript is spliced from 4 exons. The coding region runs from base 1 to 411 and encodes 136 amino acids.
AUGGUUCCCACGACCCCAUCUCCAACUAUCUUGACUUUGACAUCGGUACACAGAAAAUUACCCCUCGCCAUUCCGACGCCCAAGGCACAAGCCAAGACCUUGGCCGUCCUACCGGCCCGUCUCCAGACACACCUGCUGUUACGACUACGCAGCCAUGAAUUGCAUAGAAAUUGGUCGUGGAAUUUGUAUUUCACUCAAUUGUGGUGUGUGUACCGCACUGUUCAUUUUCAUACUUUUGGUAAAUAUAAUCAGUCAUUCAAGAAGCACAAUUGGGUUGAGGUACACCAGUCGCGUGGCGAUAUUCACAACGACAUUUGCGAUUUAAAUCAUAAUCAUAAUCGCAAUAUUAAGAAUAGUGGUAGUAAUGGAUUUCCAAUAUGCCUUCUCCUUUCUUUUUGGAUUUUAAACUAG